AGGCCCCCCUUCCCCCGAACUCGAAUUGUGACCCCCUCUUCACCCUGGAACAUCUGGACGUGAACCAGGAGCGAGGGGCCCCGGCUCAUCAGCCUUCCCGCUUUUGCUCGGCCCAGCCCAAGCUCACACCCCCCGGGCCGCCACCCCUCCUGGUCACCCCCCACCCCCAGGAGGUACACAGGAUACAAAUGUCAACACUACCCCCCAGCCACCAAGGAGAGCUCUUGAAGGCAUCGCAGCUCAAGAUGGCCACGACGACAACAACGACAACGACAACAAAAGGCAAGUCGGCCUCCAAGGCCGGCGCCAAUGCCAACCCAAAGCAGAAGACGCAGAUGCAUCGCCGCUCAAGGACAGGAUGCUACACAUGCAGGCUCAGGAGGAAAAAGUGCGACGAGGGUUCGCCCAUGUGCACAGCCUGUAAGCAUCUGGGUCUGGCAUGCGAGUACAAGCGGCCGAUGUGGUGGAGCAACAACGAUGCGCGGAGGAAACACAAGGACGACAUCAAGAUGAUCAUCAAGCGCAAGAAGCUGUCUGAGAAGUCGACACACACGCACACGAUCCAGACAUCGGUCGGCUCCCCGCCGGGUCUCUCGCACUCGCUCCCGACGUCGGCAACCUUCUCAGAUCCGCUUGACCGCGCGCGGUCGGCCUCGAUCGACUCGCACUUCGGCUUCAACUUCAACAGCCCGCAGAGCUCCCACGACUUCGGCCCCUUCACGCCGCAGAUGCGCCCGGAGUUCAUGUUCUCGCCCUAUUCCCCUUACGAGAUUGACGUCAAGACGGAGCGUCAGAUGUUCAUUAACGACGUCCCGACGCUGCGCGAAUCGACGACGUCGACCUUCAGCACCUACGCCACCCCGCCGCCCCCGGGCACCAUCCUGCCCCAGUUCCCUCUGGAAGGCGAAUGGACGGAGCAGGUGUACUCGGAGCGGCGGGAGUCGCUGACGGAGGAGACGUUGAACGUGAACUUCUUUGACUUCUCGCAAGGGCCGGUGACGGCGUCGAGGCAAGUAGCCAUCGAGCUCGACGAGGGCGACCAGCGGCUGCUCGACCACUUCGUCCAAUUCGUGCUCCCGACCAUCUUCCCGAUCCUCGAGUUGAACCAGCACGGGCCGGUCAGCUCGGACCUCAUCCUCCCGGCGCUCCAGAACAACAAGGGCUACCUGCACUGCUGCCUGAGCAUCGCCGCGCAGCAUUACAAGGCGGCGAUGGGCCUGCAGGGCGACGAGAUCGACGGCGACAUCAUGCGCCAUCGGUACGCGACCAUCUCGGCUCUCUGCGACGCGCUCAACAGGGACGAGAACCAUCAGCAGAUCCUCGAGGCCGCGCUCGGCCUGAUCUUCUUCCAGUGCGGCGUCGGCCGCUUCGACGACACGCUGCCGGACAUCCCGUGGCACCAGCACUUCCAGGCGGUGCACUCGCUGGUCCAGAAGCUCGACCUGCCGCGCAUCGUGUCGGACCCGAACGAGCCGCUGACGCAGACGCCCUUCAACAUGACGCUGACCGCGUGGAUCGACAUCCUCGGCGCCACGAUGCAGGGGCGCGCGCCGGCGUUCGCGCACACGUACCGCGAGAAGCACCUCUCGGCGGUGAACCCGUCGCUGGGGCUGCGGGAGCUCAUGGGCUGCGAGGACCGCGUCAUGUACCUCAUCUCGGAGAUCGCCUGCCUCGAGGCGCUCAAGCGGGACGGCAUGGACGACAUCACGCUCUGCCAGCACGUGCACGUGCUGGGCGACCAGAUCGGCCUGACCGAGCUGGGCGAGGGCCCGCCGGUGCUGCCGUUCAACGCCAACGGCUCGCUCAGCCCGAAGCAGCUCAGCAAGAACAUGACGGCCGCCUUCCGGCUGGCCGCGCGCAUCUACCUGUGCAGCCUCGUGCCGGGCUUCUCGCCCGCGCAGGCGAGCUGCAUCGGCCUGGUCGACAAGCUGACCGCCGUGCUGCAGCACGUGCCCUCGGGCCCCCACGGCUUCGACCGCUCGCUCGCCUGGGUCUACCUCAUCGGCGGCUCUGUCAGCCUGGCCGGCUCGCCCUUCCGCGCCUUCUUCGACGACCGCGUCGCCCAGCUCGGCGACCUCGCCAACUUUGGCAGCUUCGGCCGCGUCGCCUGCCUCCUGCGCGAGGUCUGGCUGCGGGCCGAUCAGCUGGCGCAGCAGCAGCAGCAGCCGCAGCCGCAGCCGCAAUCGUCGCAACAGCAGCAGCAGCUCAAGACGGAGUCUUCCCCGGCCGCGGAAGCGCCCGCUUCGCCGGAGGCUCCCCUGCAGCCGCUGUCGCAGCCACACACGCAGUACAUCCACUGGCGGGAUGUCAUGCAGAUGAAGGGGUGGGAUUACCUGCUCAUCUGAUUCUCUGCAGCCCUUUUUUCAAACGCCGGCUUGCUUGAGGCAAGCCUUCUACUUCGAUUCUUCUUCUUCUGCUUCUCUUUUAAAAACGCUAUUUUAUUACGUUCUUAAACUCUUGUGACUCGGGCUGCUAGAGGUUGCCGCGAGGCAAGUAUUGGCUGCAAAGAGAGAGGGA
This is a messenger RNA of Thermothielavioides terrestris NRRL 8126, 2517 nucleotides long. RefSeq lists its product as uncharacterized. Gene Ontology annotation, biological process: positive regulation of transcription by RNA polymerase II. Gene Ontology annotation, molecular function: transcription cis-regulatory region binding; zinc ion binding; DNA-binding transcription factor activity, RNA polymerase II-specific. The transcript is spliced from 2 exons. The record is from RefSeq and is a predicted model, not a curated record. The coding region runs from base 246 to 2345 and encodes 699 amino acids. Lineage: Eukaryota; Fungi; Ascomycota; Sordariomycetes; Sordariales; Chaetomiaceae. Gene Ontology annotation, cellular component: nucleus.